AUGUCUAACGUUCUCCUGUUCGGCGAUCAGACCGCCGAGCAAUAUCCUCUCCUCCACCGAAUCGUCCUCCGCAAGGACAAUGCCCUGGUCUCCAACUUCGUUGAGCGUGUUGCUCUCGCCCUGCGUGAGGAGAUUCGCCAGCUCCCACGCAGCCAGCGUGACUCUCUGCCAGCUUUCUUGACUCUCAGCAACUUGAUCGAGGCCUACUACCAGAAGGGCGUCAAGGUGCCAAUGCUGGAGUCUGCUUUCGUCACUGUUGCUCAGAUUGGACACUACAUUGGAUACUUCUCUGAGCACCCAGCCGAGCUCCCAGCUGCUACCAACACCCGUGUGCUGGGUCUCUGCACUGGUCUUCUCGCUGCAUCUGCAGUCGUUUCCGCCAAGACCGUCGAGGAGCUUGUUCCUCUCGGUGUCGAAUUCGUCCGCGUGGCAUUCCGCUCCGGUGCCGUCGUCGACAGCGUCCGCUCUGUUCUGAGCCAGCCUGGCCAGGAGAACGCACCAUGGUCUACCAUCGUCACUGGCACCAAUGAGCCAGCAGCAAAGAAGGCUUUGGCUGCUUUCCACAAAGAGGCGGGCAUCCCACAAUCGAACCAGGCCUUUGUGAGCGCCGUCUCCACCAUGGCUAUCACUGUCUCUGGCCCACCGGCCACUGUCGAGCGUUUCUUCAAGGAGGGAUCCCUCUCGCAGAACAACCGCGUGCCAAUUCCAGUGUACGGUCCUUACCACGCUGAGCACCUCUUCGGCCAGGCCGAGUACGAGAGAAUCUUGUCUGGCGAGGUCGGCCGUGAGCUCAGGAAGCACCUCCCAGCAUCAUUGGUUCACUCCGCCGCCACUGGCAAGCCCAUUGUUGCCGAGAACUCCUACGAGCUUGCCAAGAUCGCUCUCGGUGAGAUGCUUCAGUACCCAGUCCGCUGGGACUACCUUCUCGAGGAGGUUGUCUCCCAGAUGGUCGCCAGCAAGUUCGGUGCUAAGAUCUACGCUCUUGGUGUCAGCAAUGUCGCCAACAGCCUCGUCUCUGCCUUGAAGGCAGGUGGUCAGACCAAUGUCUCCGUUGUCGACCACUCUGUCUUCGUUACCCAGAGCGAAUACGUCGGCCGCACUCAGAACGACAAGGUCGCCAUUGUCGGCAUGGCUGGCCGCUACCCCAACGCUGCCAACCACGAGGCUCUCUGGGACCUGCUCAUGAAGGGUCUCGAUGUCCACCGCAGAAUCCCUGCCGACCGUUUCGACGCUGAUGCUCACGUCGACCCAUCUGGCAAGGGCAAGAACAAGUCGCACACUCCUUUCGGCUGCUUCAUCGACGAGCCAGGUCUUUUCGACCCUCGUUUCUUCAACAUGUCUCCUCGUGAGGCUGCUCAGACUGAUCCUAUGGGUCGUCUUGCUUUGGUCACCGCCUACGAGGCCCUCGAGAUGUCCGGAUACGUGCCAAACCGCACUCCUUCCACCCAGCUCCACCGAAUUGGUACUUUCUACGGUCAGACCUCCGAUGACUGGCGUGAGAUCAACGCGGCUGAGAAUGUCGACACUUACUUCAUCACUGGUGGUGUGCGUGCCUUUGCUCCUGGCCGUAUUAACUACUACUUUAAGUUCUCUGGUCCUUCGUACUCGAUCGACACUGCUUGCUCCUCAUCCCUGGCUGCCAUCCAGCUCGCUUGCACUUCGCUGUGGGCCGGUGACUGCGACACUGCCAUCGCUGGUGGUCUCAACGUCUUGACCAACCCCGACAUUUUCUCGGGUCUGUCCAAGGGUCAGUUCUUGUCGAAGACCGGCUCUUGCAAGACCUACGACAAUGCCGCUGAUGGUUACUGCCGUGGUGAUGCUUGCGGUUCCGUCAUCCUCAAGCGUUACGAGGAUGCCAUCGCCGACAAGGACAACAUCCUCGGCUGCAUCCUCGGUGCCGCCACCAACCACUCUGCUGAGGCUGUCUCCAUCACUCACCCCCACGCUGGUGCCCAGGAGUUCCUCUACAAACAGGUCUUGGCCAACGCUGGUGUCGAUGCUCACGAGAUCAGCUAUGUCGAGAUGCACGGAACUGGUACUCAGGCUGGUGACGGCAUUGAGAUGACCUCUGUCACCAACGUCUUCGCUCCCCGCCACCGCCAGCGCAAGCCAGAGGAGAAGGUCUACCUCGGUGCCAUCAAGGCCAACGUUGGUCACGCCGAGGCUGCAUCCGGUAUCAACUCUCUCGGCAAGGUGUUGAUGAUGAUGAAGCACAACAAGAUCCCCGCCAACGUCGGUGUCAAGGGCGAGCUGAACAAGUCUUUCCCAGCUGACUUGAAGGACCGCAAUGUCCACAUCUCCCUCAAAGAGGUUGACUGGCCACGCAAGACCGCCGCUCCUCGCAAGGUCUUCCUCAACAACUUCUCGGCUGCCGGUGGUAACACCGCACUCCUGCUCGAGGAUGGCCCACUCCCCGAAGCACCCAAGGCCACUGACCCCCGUGGCACUCUCCCUGUCACCGUCACUGCCCGCUCGAUUGCCUCGCUCAAGCGCAACAUUGCCAAUCUCCAGAACUACAUCAAGGAGAACGGCAGCACCACCCUGCCAUCCCUGUCCUACACCUUGACUGCUCGUCGCAUCCAGCACAACUACCGUGUCGCCUUCCCUCUGUCCGACAUUGGCAAGGUCAACGAGGCUCUCCAGGCUCAGGUCAAGGAUUCGUACAACCCAGUCCCAAUGGUCUCCACCAAGACUGCGUUCUGCUUCACUGGCCAGGGCUCGCAGUACACUGGUCUCGGCCAGAAGCUCUACCAGGACCUGAAGAGCUUCCGCGACGACAUCAACCAGCUCGAUCAACUCGCCCGCAUCCAGGGCCUGCCAUCCUUCCUCGAGCUACUCGAUGGCACUGAUGUCCAGACUCUCUCCCCAGUCAAGGUGCAGCUCGGCAUGGCCUGUAUCCAGGUUGCUCUUGCACGUAUGUGGGCUUCUUGGGGCAUCACCCCCACUGCGGUCAUCGGCCACAGCUUGGGUGAGUAUGCUGCUCUCCACGUCGCUGGUGUCAUCUCUGCUUCCGACAUGGUUCUCCUUGUUGGUCGCCGUGCUGAGCUCCUCGUCCGUGACUGCACCCCCCACACUCACGGCAUGUUGGCUGUCAAGGGCAGUGCUGAGGCCAUCCGCAGCACUCUCGGCAGCAAGAUGACUGAGAUUGCCUGCAUCAACGGCCCAGAGGAGACUGUCCUCUGCGGCAGCGGCGAUGUCGUCGGUGCUGCCAACGAGACCCUCACUCAACGUGGAUUCAAGGCCACCAAGCUCAACGUGCCUUUCGCCUUCCACUCUGCUCAGGUCGACCCCAUCCUCGACCAGUUCAAGAAGAUCGCCUCCUCGGUCACUUUCAACAAGCCAUCCGUGCCUGUCCUCUCCCCUCUUGAGGGUGAAAUCAUUCGUGAGGCUGGCAUCAUCAGCCCAGAGUACCUGGCCCGCCACGCUCGUGAGACCGUCAACUUCUGGACUGCCCUCACCAGCGGCCAGAAGGAGAAGAUCUUCGAUGAGAAGACUGCUUGGCUCGAGGUUGGUGCUCACCCAGUCUGCUCUGGUAUGGUCAAGGCUUCUAUCGGUGCCACUGUCACUGCACCAUCCCUCCGCCGUGGUGAGGAUGCAUGGAAGACCAUUGCCAACAGCAUCUGCCAGCUCUUCAUCGCCGGUGUUGCUAUGAACUUCGAUGAGUACCACCGUGAGUUCAACGAUGCUCAGGCGCUCCUCCAACUCCCAACGUACUCUUUCGACAACAAGAAGUACUGGCUCGACUACCACAACAACUGGACCCUCACCAAGGGCGAGGCGCCAAAGACCAAGGAGGUUGUCGUCGAGAAGGAGAGUGCUCCGGUGCCAGCCGUCGAGAUCCCCGCCAAGCGCCUCUCGACUUCUUGCCAGAAGGUCAUCAGCGAGGAGUUCAGCGCCAACCAGGCUCGCGUUGUCAUCCGUUCCAGCUUGGCCGACAGCAAGCUUUACCCAGUCGUCUGUGGACACAUGGUCAACAACGCUGCUCUCUGCCCAUCUUCGCUCUACGCUGACAUGGCUUUGACCGUUGGUGACUACAUCUACAAGGAGAUGAAUCCAGGCAGCGAGUCUCCAGGUAUCAACGUCUGCAACAUGGAGGUGCCUAAGCCAUUGAUUGCCCAGAUCCCACAGCCACCUCAGGGCCAGCACAUCGAGAUGGAGGCCAACGCCGACCUUGCCCAAGGCAUCGUCAAGCUCCAGUUCCGCAGCGUCCAGCCCGAUGGCAAGAAGAUCCAGGACCACGCCCACUGCAUUGUCCGCUACGAGGAUAAGGCUGCUUGGGCCGACGAGUGGGCUCGCUACAACUUCAUGGUCAAGGCUCAGAUCGACAUGCUCACGGCCAAGACCAUGACCGGUGGUGCCCACAAGGUCCAGCGCGGCAUGGCCUACAAGCUGUUCAAGGCUCUUGUCAACUACGACAGCAAAUACCGUGCCAUGGCUGAGGUCGUCCUCGACGGUGCCAACACUGAGGCUUCCGCCACUCUCGACUUCCCCACCAAGCCAGAUGAUGGUGACUUCUACUGCCCGCCAUACCACAUUGAUGGCUCUUGCCAUAUCUCUGGCUUCAUCGUCAACGCCUCUGACCUUCUCGACUCCGAGCAGAACGUCUACGUGUCCCACGGCUGGGGUGCCAUGAAGUUCUCCAAGCCUUUGACUGCCGGCAUGCGCCUCCGCAACUACGUUCGCAUGCUGCCCCAGCCAAACAACAUCUCCAAGGGUGACGUCUACAUCAUGCAAGGUGAUGAGAUCGUGGCUGUCUGCGAGGGCAUCAAGUUCCAGCAGAUCCCACGCCGUGUCCUCAACACCUUCCUGCCACCAAACAAGGGUUCUGCUGCCCAGGCCGCCCCAGCUCCAGCACCAGUUGCUGCUUCAUCGGCUGUUCGUGCCACCCCAGCUCGUGCUCCCGCACCAGCCCCCAUCAAGGUUGCUCCAGUGCCAAAGCCUGUCGCUGCCACUCCGGUUACCGCCACCAAGGCACCAAAGCAGCGCAAGGUGUCCGCCCCCAAGAAGACCGCCGGUGGUCUUACCGACAAGGUCAUGAGGAUCCUGGCCAAGGAGACUGAGGUUGACGUGUCUGAAUUGGUUGACGAAGCACACUUCGAGAACCUCGGUGUUGACUCGCUCCUCUCCCUCACCAUCUCUGCCAUCUUCCGUGAGGAGCUCGACAUGGAGAUCAGCUCUUCUCUCUUCACUGACUACCCAACCGUCGGCGAGAUGAAGAAGUACUUUGCUCAAUUCGAUAACGGCGCGGCUGCUUCUGCACCUGAAGUUGAGGACGACUCUGACGACGACAGCAUCCCACCAACUGACGUUCCUACCCCUCUUGAGAUGAUCUCGACUCCUGCCAGCAGCGCGCCAAGCGUUGCGCCAAGCGACGCUGGCAAGCCUGAGCUCGACUCACCAACCCGCGAGACCCUCGCCGAUGUUGGUGAUGUUUCCCUCGCUCGCCACGUCGUUGCCCAAGAGAUGGGCGUCGAUAUCUCAGAGAUUACCGAUGAUGCUGAUCUGUCUGAGCUCGGUAUGGACUCCCUGAUGUCUCUUACCAUCCUCGGUGAGCUCCGUGAGAAGACCGGCAUCGAUCUCCCAUCGACCUUCCUCUCUACCAACCCAACCAUCUUGGACAUUGAAAACGCUCUCGGUAUGCGCCCCAAGGCCAAGGCCGCCGCCCCAAAAGCAAAGCCGGCCGCCCCAAAGUCUUCGACAAAGACUGACUUGAACGAGGUUUCCGCUAGGUUAGCGGCCAUCAACAAGACCGACAUUUCCAAGUACCCUGCCGCCACCAGCGUCCUGCUCCAGGGCAACGCGAAGGUUGCUACCAAGAAGAUCUUCUUCCUGCCCGAUGGAUCCGGCUCGGCCACCAGCUACGUUUCGAUCCCAAACCUCGGUCCUGAUGUUGCGGCGUACGGCCUAAACUGCCCUUUCAUGAAGGACCCGGAGCAAUGGACUUGCGGCAUUGAGGUUUCGUCUCUCAUUUACCUCGCGGAGAUCAAGCGCCGUCAACCGAAGGGCCCAUACAUCCUCGGUGGCUGGUCAGCAGGUGGUGUGAUUGCCUACGCCGUCUCGCAAGCGCUCCUCGCCGCCGGUGAGAAGGUUGAGAAGCUCCUGCUCCUCGACUCUCCUUGCCCAGUCGACCUUGCUCCUCUCCCUGCCCGCCUUCACAUCUUUUUCAACGAGAUCGGUCUCCUCGGCACCGGCGACCCAACCAAGACCCCCAAGUGGUUGCUGCCUCACUUCUCCGCUGCCAUCCGAUCGCUCUCAGACUACGACCCGAAGCCCACGAUCGGCCCAAUGCCUACCUAUGCCGUGUGGUGCAGAGAUGGCGUUGCCGGCAACCCAGGCGACCCACGCCCCCCGCCAGCUGAGGAAGAGGACCCAGCGCCUAUGGUGUGGUUGCUCGAGAACAGGCACGAUUUCGGUAGUAAUGGAUGGGAGCAACUUUGCGGACCCAGCAUGAAGUUCGGGGUGAUGGGUGGCAACCACUUCUCAAUGAUGAAGGAUCCCCAUGCAGCAGACCUUGGCAAGUUGAUCCGCGAGGGCUUGGACUGGCGGGCAUAA
Messenger RNA from Zasmidium cellare ATCC 36951, 6552 nucleotides. RefSeq lists its product as uncharacterized. Gene Ontology annotation, molecular function: 3-oxoacyl-[acyl-carrier-protein] synthase activity; fatty acid synthase activity; phosphopantetheine binding. The record is from RefSeq and is a predicted model, not a curated record. Gene Ontology annotation, biological process: fatty acid biosynthetic process. The transcript has 3 exons. NCBI's taxonomy places the organism in Eukaryota, Fungi, Ascomycota, Dothideomycetes, Mycosphaerellales, Mycosphaerellaceae. The coding region runs from base 1 to 6552 and encodes 2183 amino acids.